AUGAGAUCAGGGCAGGCACAUAGCUCGGCGGGAUGGGAUGGAUGCGGAGCAGGCCGUGCACGUGGCUCGGCACCGGGGACAGGUUGGGAUUGCCCCGUGUCCCCGCUUGCCGCUCUGCCUUCUCCGUGUGCGCAGGUGAUCUACCGAGUGCUGGACCCGGCCAUCCCCAUCCCGGACCCCUACAGCCCUGACAUCCAGAACCUGCUGCGCGUCACCAACCUGCGGGUGAACCUCACCAAGCUGCACACGCUGGGCGACAACCUGCUGGACUCGCGGCGGGAGAUCCGCGAGAAGUACUACUACGCGCUCUACGAGCUGGUGCU
Molecule: messenger RNA, 323 nt
Organism: Tinamus guttatus (white-throated tinamou)
Lineage: Eukaryota; Metazoa; Chordata; Aves; Tinamiformes; Tinamidae
Source: RefSeq, a predicted model, not a curated record